This is a messenger RNA of Dromaius novaehollandiae (emu), 4801 nucleotides long. Its product is annotated as gastrula zinc finger protein XlCGF57.1-like. The transcript has 3 exons. Lineage: Eukaryota; Metazoa; Chordata; Aves; Casuariiformes; Dromaiidae. The coding region runs from base 107 to 1999 and encodes 630 amino acids. The record is from RefSeq and is a predicted model, not a curated record. Gene Ontology annotation, biological process: regulation of DNA-templated transcription.
GCCGCGCAGCCCGGCCCAGCCGUCGGCGGCGCCGCAGCCCAGCGCGGCCGAGCCGCCCGCCCCGGCCCCGGUCCCAGUCCCGGUCCCGGUCCCGGUCGCGGCGCAGAUGCCGGUGACGUUUGAGGAUGUGGCGGUCUACUUCUCCCCGGGGGAGUGGAAGGAGCUGGUGGAGUGGCAGAAGGAGCUUUACUGGCACGUGAUGAAGGAGAACUACGAGCUCGUCACCUCGCUGGUCGACGAUGGGGUUUCACGUCUGGAGGAGAAGAGUCACGAGGAAGACGCUGGCGGCUUAGCCCACGUCAAGAGCCUUUCGGGGAAGCUGCGAGAGGCGUUUUCGCAGGCUUUGGUGAGGGCGAGCCCGGGCGGGCUGCAGACCCUGCAGAGGAGCACGGCAGGCGGCACCGCGCAGGAGCGAGCCCCGGGGAGCGGCGUCCAGCCGCGGGCCCCCGCGGCGGGGAGAGCCCGGGGCCGGGCGGACGGGAGCGACUUCGCGGCGUGGCCGCGGACCCGCGGACGGGAGCGGCCGUUCCCCUGCGGCGAGUGCGGGAAGUGCUUCUCCCAGAAGGGCGACCUGAAGAUCCACCUGCGGAUCCACACCGGGGAGCGGCCUUACGGCUGCCCCGAGUGCGGGAAGAGCUUCACCCAGCGCGGGUACCUCAAGAUCCACCUGCGGCUGCACACCGGGGAGAAGCCCUUCCCCUGCACCGACUGCGGCAAGCGGUUCCCCUCCAAGGGGGACCUGAGGAUGCACCAGCGCAAGCACACGGGCGAGCGGCCCUUCCUCUGCAGCGACUGCGGGAAGAGCUUCACCAGGAAAGUCGACCUCCGGGUGCACCUGCGGAAGCACACGGGCGAGAGGCCCUUCUCCUGCAGCGAGUGUGGCAAGAGCUUCACGUCCAAGGGCUACCUCAAGAUCCACCUGGGGCAGCACAAGGGGAAGAGGCCGUUCACCUGCCUGGAGUGCGGGAAGAGCUUCAUUUCCAAGGGCUCGCUCAAGAUCCACCAGCGGAUCCACACCGGGGAGACGCCCUACACCUGCCCCGAGUGCGGGAAGAGCUUUACCACCAAGGGCUACCUGAAGAUCCACCAGCGGCUGCACACGGGGGAGACCCCCUACCCCUGCGACGAGUGCGGGAAGAGCUUCACCACCAAGAGCUACCUCAAGAUCCACCAGAAGAUCCACAUGGAAGGGACGCCCUUCAUCUGCAGCGAGUGCGGGAAGAGCUUCGCCACCACGCGCUAUCUCAAAAUGCACCAGCGGAGCCACGCCGGGAAGCUGACGUUCCCCUGCCCGGAGUGCGGGGAGAGCUUCACGCAGAAGGGCUACCUCCGCGUCCACCAGCGCGUGCACACCGGGGAGGGCCUCUUCACCUGCUCCGAAUGCGGGAAGAGCUUCACGGCCAAGUACCUCAAGAUCCACCAGCGCAUGCACACGGGCGAGAGGCCUUUCACGUGCUCGGAGUGUGGGAAGAGCUUCACAGCUGAGGGCUCCUUGAAAAUCCACCUGAAAAUCCACACCCGGGUGUCGCUGAGCAUCUGCACGGACUGUGGGAAGAGCUUCUCCUCCACUCGCUAUCUCAAGGUGCACCAGAAGGUCCACGUGCGAGAGCAAGUGCCAGCGCCUGCAGAAAAUGGGGAUGGCCCUCUUCCAAAAGCCCCAGCCCCCAUCUCCCAAAAAACCCACUGGGAGAUGAUCUCCUUCACAUGCAAUGAGUGUGGGAAGAGCUUUUGUCAGAAGUCUAAUUUAAUAACCCACCAGAAAACCCACAGGGAGGAGAGGCUGGUGGUUGUAAAGCACAAGAGCAUCCUUGGCUCUGGCACUGCUCCAGCGACGGCCGUGGAGCUGCACCCGCUGGGUCUGGGCCAGGAGAUGCGGCGAGCAGGGAAAGCUCACCUGGACCCAGUUCCUUAUCCCCUUGCAAUGGACUUCAAACCCAGUUUCCAGUUUUCUCAGCUGCCUGCGCCUCUUUCCUCAGGAGUAAAUCUCAGCAUCUCCUGAACUGAUUGUGCUGCACUUUCCUGCCUGAUUUCCUAUUCCACGCAAUUACUUCUUUCCGCAUGGAGUAGCUCUGCCUGGGUUCCUCCACUUAACCCGGUCCCUGGUUCUCCAGCGUUCUCCUGUUCUCCCUCCGCACAGGGAUCGGUCACUGCAGGGUGGCCCCAUCCUGCCCAGCAGCCCCAGUGGAGCUCACACGGGCGGCACCCUCCAGCUCACGACUUCUGCUCAUCCUUCCCUGGGGCACUGGCUCUUCUGCCAACCUGCAUUGGCUUUUCUGCCUCAGCUUCACACCCGGCUCGUGGUUCCUGUCCUGGGAGCCCUCUCGACGCCUGCUGACGUGCUGGAUUUGUGUGUUAAUUGCCGCAGGUCCUCGUUGCUCGCUUGUUUACGCGCGGUGUCCCCGGACUCGCGGUGCGGGAGGUCAGGCCGGCUCUCCGCACUCUUCCACCGCUCCCAGCACCUCGUGCAGCCCCCGGCGUGAGCAAGAGCAGGGCGUGCAGCCUCGUGCCCUGGGGAGCGUCAGCCCGGGUGCGGUGCUGCCGGGCCCUGGGGAGAUGCACAAGGGCAGAUCUGCACCUUCCUCUUCCACGCUCUCCUCUGAAUCGUUAGGGCUGCAGAGGCCACCAGACUCCACUCCCUCUCCCUUCGAUUCCUCUUCCAUGCGCAGCAGCUGUUGAAAGGGUCCCUCAGCACCCACCUGUGUUGUUACCCACCUAUUGUCACAGCCCUUUGUGCUGGUUGAAGGGGAAAAUGCUGCCAGCUGAGACGUUGCAGAGCUCUGCCAUAAAUGCACAGCAAACAAGGUGUUAAUUCCGAGUCUGGCAAAGGAUUAUCUAAGGUAUGAACCACAGCAAAGAUCAGUGACGACACCCUAACAGAAGUCGUUGGAUAUGUCAAGAAGAGGAAGCGCAACCUCCGCAGAGCCUCACUGAGGUAGUGUUACAGGGCCUGUGCUCCCCACCUAAAUCUUUGCGGGGACGCGGCACUGGUCACAGCUCAGCUGGGGCAGAUCAGUGCAGCCGCAGUGAGUUCAGAGCAGCGAUGCCAGGUUAUGCCAGCUGAGGAGGGAGCUGACCGCUUGCUCCUGGAGCCCGUGAACGUGCGGGCUUUGGGGCCGUCCCUACCUGGUGCACGCGGUCAGAGCACUGCAGGCACCGUGGACACCAGACAACUGGUGAUGACUGAAGCUCGUACAGAAGCGUUACGGAGACAAGCAGCCUGGAAAUCAGGACGCGGACUGUUUCUGACAGACGCAUGGUUUUCGAGCUACCCUGUAAAGUGUAGAAGAAGGGACCAUGCUCCUUGGUCUGCGAGUGCAAGCUCCCAUGCGCUUCCUCCUCUGAAGCUGGUCUGAGCCUUUCUCCUGUAAAGCCACAGCGAGUGCUUCCAGCAGCUGUGGACAGUGCUGGGAAAGGCAGAGGGGCUCAGAGGACCCCACGGGGUCGGGGACAGGGCCUCAGAGGCUGAGCAGGCUCUGCCCUCAGGAAGAAAGUGGGACAUUUUACUUGACACCUCGUUCUUUGCUCUGGAAGAAAGAGCAAAAAGCCAUUUGAUGCCUUAACAAAACUGGUGUUUUCAGUCCAGGAACCGGAGCUCAAGCAGCCCCUCUAUGCGCUUCAGAGGGACUUCUUGAGUUUAGCCCAGGGUCAUAAGUUUUCGGAUUGCUUUACGUGCAUACGCAUUUCAUUUGAGGAGUUUCUUGCUGCUGCGCAGGUGCAGGGAUGCUGAUGGAAGCCGGGCUUGCAGCCGUGCAGAGCUGCAGCUGCACCGUGCAGCUUCGCAGCUCAUUCGUGGUGCCGCAAGCACCCCGUGAGGCCGGUCGCACGCAGACACGGCGGGAGUCUCUCCGGGGCCCUCGCCGGACCUCUGACCAGCCCAACCUCUGCCCCAGGCCGUGGAGCUGCUCUGUUGCUGCUCUGGACUGUUGGGCGUGAAAUUCGGCAGUGCCCUGCUGAGCCGGGAGCAGGGGGGCACAGAAAGCCGGGAAGAUGCUUGUGUCGUACACGCACGGCUUGGCCAGCCUGGCAUAAGCCCACGGGCUUUACACCUAAGUUACAGGGGUCAAGGCCCUCCUUUUAUCCCCACGCUGGUUUGCUGUAGCAAUCGGCAUUUCAUAGUGUGCAGGCUGGAAAACUCUGAGACCACCAACCCAGGCGGGCGCUUCUGGAUAGCUACAAUCCUAACAUAAUUUAAUACAUAAAAUAAAGCUCAUGGUUUGGGAUAAAAUAACGCUGAAAUAUCAGUAGUUAUCAUUAUAAACAAAAUAAUGCAAGCUAGUUUUCAUUUGAAAGAAGAAAUUAUAGCCAUCCCGAAGAUAAUAUCUUUAAAAUAUACUGAUGUUGCCUUAAGCAUGAAGAAGGCUUACGAGUGAACCUGCCAGAGAGCUGUGUAACGAGGAUGAAGAUAGAGCACUUACUUCUUAUACCAAAUAUAUUUGAAUAGGAUGCAGAAAGUCAGGCAGUAAAAAAACGGCACUUUUAAAUAACCCGUUACCAGGUGGAGAAACAGAGGAGCUCAGACUGGAUUGCACCGCUCCUGGCUGCGGGUACCGCUGCUGUCGCUCGCAGCUCCUGGGAUGAACCGCGGUAGCGCUUCGAGGACGCGGGCUCCUUCGAUGGCCGGGGACGGAAACCCGCCCCCCCCCCCCAAGCCCCCACAUUUCACUGCACUUGUGCGGUAGCAGAGCGUGGUGCCCACGUUCGGCUUGGAGUCAGCCGCUCCGCUGGCAUGAUUUAUGCCUGUUAGUCCUGGUUUCUUUUUUUGCUUGUUCUAUAUUUCUGAAUAAAGAGAGUUUAAUGAGAA